AUGAGCAUCCUAACGGGAGACUUCGAAGUCUAUUUAGAAGGCAGAGCGAAUAUCUAUCUUGUCGUUAGGACGCUAGCUUAUGGCGGAAAAAAGGGAAAAGGAAACCAAGCACCAAUCGAGGCGAGCACACCGCCCAAACCACGACGAGAGAGUAGUGCCCGACGACAGGAUGCCAAAGAUCCCCGUGCCUCACCUACGCGCGACUCCCCACAACCAGCAGUACCCUGCGAGCCAAGACAACCUCAAAACCUGCACGAUCUUCUCGAUUACAGAUUAGAGAUGGGGUGCAAACCAAAGAACAAUGCGCCUGGUGCCAGCCCCAGCCCACCAGGAAAAUCACACCUCAGACCGAAAGACAUCAAGGCAAUGUUGUCGGGGGCGCCUCACUUUCUUCUGGAGAAGGGAAGACAUGGUAGAUGGUUUCCCCAGGUGAUCUUCCCAUGGGAUGAGCAGAACCCAAUAAUCCAACAUAUGUGGGAUCGCAAGCCCCUGCCCCAUGCAUCCUUUACACUGAGCACACUCCACGCCCACCUGCCAGUCCCAGACGACUGGGUCGCCAAAGGGGGGUUCCGAUCCAAUUUCCUGACUGGCGCCGCCGAACAGGCGCUACAAGCAGAGCAACAUUUGAUGUCGGGAUUUUCGAAGUACCCAACAUGCUAUCCCAUAACGGCAAAGAACCUGGCACCGUUGGUUUCCGGCACUUUCUUGAAUUAUCAGUAG
Molecule: messenger RNA, 720 nt
Organism: Penicillium coprophilum
Lineage: Eukaryota; Fungi; Ascomycota; Eurotiomycetes; Eurotiales; Aspergillaceae
Exons: 2
Coding region: 1-720 (239 amino acids)
Source: RefSeq, a predicted model, not a curated record